Molecule: messenger RNA, 3533 nt
Organism: Balaenoptera acutorostrata (minke whale)
Lineage: Eukaryota; Metazoa; Chordata; Mammalia; Artiodactyla; Balaenopteridae
Gene: CASP3
Product: caspase 3
Exons: 7
Coding region: 161-988 (275 amino acids)
Biological process (GO): erythrocyte differentiation; proteolysis; keratinocyte differentiation
Cellular component (GO): cytoplasm
Source: RefSeq, a predicted model, not a curated record
GCAGAGCUGAGGGGCGGGGCCGGGGUGGGGCCAGAGCGGGGCGGGGCCUGCUCGGGCGCCUACCUCUGAGCGCGGCUGCGGCGGAAGCAGAGCAGUGAUCGAGCCCAGCAGAGCGAGCCGGUGGCUGCGGCGUGUGGGCUGAGAGUUAAUAGGAGUAUCCAUGGAGAACAAUGAAAAUUCAGUGGAUUCAAAAUCCAUUAAAACUUCAGAGACAAAGAUCUUACAUGGAAGCAAAUCAAUGGACUCUGGAAUAUCCUUGGACGAUAGUUACAAAAUGGAUUAUCCUGAAAUGGGUUUAUGUAUAAUAAUUAAUAAUAAGAACUUUCAUGAAAGUACUGGGAUGGCAUGUCGGUCUGGCACAGACGUAGAUGCAGCCAACCUCUGGGAAACCUUCACGAACUUGAAAUAUGAAGUUAGGAAUAAAAAUGAUCUUACAUGUGAAGAAAUUUUGGAAUUAAUGUACAGUGUUUCUAAAGAAGAUCAUAGCAAAAGGAGCAGUUUUAUUUGUGUGCUUCUAAGCCAUGGCGAGGAAGGAAAAAUUUUUGGAACAAAUGGACCUGUCGAUCUGAAAAAAUUAGCAGGUUUCUUCAGAGGGGAUUGUUGUAUAAGUCUAACUGGAAAACCUAAACUUUUCAUUAUUCAGGCUUGCCGAGGCACAGAACUGGACUGUGGUAUUGAGACAGACAGUGGUGUUGACGAUGAUAUGGCCUGUCAGAAAAUACCGGUUGAGGCAGACUUCUUGUAUGCAUAUUCUACAGCACCUGGUUACUAUUCCUGGCGAAACUCCAAGGACGGAUCCUGGUUCAUCCAGGCACUUUGUGCGGUGCUGAAGCAGUGCGCUCACAAGCUUGAGCUCAUGCAUAUCCUCACUCGUGUUAACCGAAAGGUAGCAAUAGAAUUCGAGUCCUUUUCCACUGAUUCUACUUUUCAUGCAAAGAAACAGAUUCCUUGUAUUGUGUCUAUGCUCACAAAAGAACUGUAUUUUUAAUCACUGAAGAAAUGGAUGAUUUUUUUUUUUUAAUCUGUAUGCCAAGUGAGGAAAUGGUGUGACUGAUAAACCAUAUUUUCCUCUCAUUUAAAUCUAAUCUAAUCCCCCAGCUGAUACAUGGAAACAUGUCACUUUCAUAGCAAUAAAACUACUGUGAAGCUACCUCAAACACAAUCAGGUAGUUGAAAUUGAAUUUAAUUAAGAAUAAAUAAAAAUGGAUAAUGGUACAGUCAUUAUGAGAGGAAAUGAUUGUAAAUUAACAGCUCUCAUAAUUAGCAAGUUUUAAGUGAUUAUGCUGUGCUACAAAUUUUCAAGGAAUUAUGGAAGAAUUUAAACAUUGCUAUAAUGUGUUUCAGUGAUAUUGACAAUGCUCUUGUUUCAGAGAACAUGUUCUGGUUUUUGUCAAACUGUAGACAUGACGAUGUGGAAUAAUGUAUCCUCGAACUUGGUGGUCCAUGUGCACGGUCAAAUGCUUGAAGACCUUGAUCUUAGAAUUAGUAUUUGGAGACAAGACAAUGGUAUUUUUACAUCACUCAUCUGAGCACAUGGUGUUGUGAUGUCUGUCCCGAGCAUGUCUUUGUUGUUUAAAAAAAAAAGAAAAAAUCAUCUUUAGUAUUGAAAAAGGAACUAAAUGUUUUACUUGAGAAUAUGCAAGAAAACUAAGUUGACUCUCUCAGGUUAAAUGCCACAUUAAUAGAGGGAGACAGAGUUAGGACUAUAAGGUGCUGAAAUGCAACUCUUCCCACCAGCUGCUGGGCCUCGCAUACCCACAGAAUAGCUGAAGGGCCCUUAUGCAAAACCUCAAACUUUGAUCACACUGAUAGCAGCGUGAAUUGAAGAAAUUCUAUAGGAACAUACUAAAAUACAACUUACAGAAUACACAGCGAGGUGUGAGGAAGAAACAGUAAGUCAAUCAGCUGGGCACUCGUAAGUAGAAGAUGGCUUGAGCCUGAGCAGGGACACAGCACAGCCUGUGUGAUGAAGGCAGAGCCCUAGACUACAGCUUCAGGAAAAGGAAUGCUGGCUAAUUAUCUUCAUAGGUACUGGUGUGCGUGGACGAUGCUCCCAAGGCAAGAAGCUCCAAGAGGGCUUCCCUGGUGGCGCAGUAGUUGAGAAUCUGCCUGCCAAUGCAGGGGACACGGGUUCGAGCCCUGGUCUGGGAAGAUCCCACAUGCCGCGGAGCAACUAGGCCCAUGAGCCACAACUACUGAGCCUGCGCGUCUGGAGCCUGUGCUCCGCAACAAGAGAGGCCGCGAUAGUGAGAGGCCCGCGCACCGCGAUGAAGAGUGGCCCACGCUCGCUGCAACUAGAGAAAGCCCUCGCACAGAAACGAAGACCCAACACAGCCAUAAAUAAAUAAAUAAAUAAAUAAAUAAAAUUAAAAAAAAAAAAAAAAAAAAAGAAGCUCCAAGAAACUGAACCAAAUCAAACUUCUGAAACGGAAAUUUUCCAAAGAUGGUGAGAGUCAUAAUAAAAAUUGUAGCACUUUUUUUUUUUCAAUUUUUUCAAUGACAGCUUUUAAUUGGAUGUUAAAUCAAAUUCUUAUCUGCCUUUCUGCAGAUAGCACAUUAUAUAAAAUACAGCUAGCACCAUUACCACUGUACCGGAUACACUGAAUAACAAUUCACUUCUCACUUUACACCGAGGGGGAGAAGGGCUACAGCAGUUGUCAGCCUGUAAGAAAUUAAGUAUGUAAAUUAAUGCUUAAGUGUAUGAAUAUGAAUAUGAUUUACAAGAGGCUCGGAGUGUUGUUGGGGGAAAAUCCUGAGGUCUCUCAUUCCCGUUCAACGUUAACAAGUGCUCAGUGACCUUGACAGACUGCACGCAGACAUGGGUGUGGCCACGUGUGCACGUGGCCACCAAGCUUUGGGAGCUGAAGUACUCCCGAAGAGCAAAUCCGGGACUCCUUCUGGAAUGUCCCUUUCUGCCAUCCAUGAAUGUCAGCCCAUAAAAGCAAUUUCAUUAGCAUUUCCUCAUUUUCCAAUAUAAGCGGUGAGUGUGGCCUAAUAAUAUGGGCCCUCAACCAUCCUUUGCCAAGGAUGGGAAAAAUCAUAGCACUCUCUGUGGUAAAAUUUUUGAGCAUGUUAAGUGGUAUUUUGUUGACAUUUAUAAUCAAAGGAGAAUGAUACUGUUAUGAUCAUACACGGUUCUCUGGAAUGAAAGGACCAUGGCACCCAGGAUGUUAGCAGUCAUCCAGUCUUCCCCCCUUUGGUGCCCAGGGAAACUGAAGGCCAGAGGGGAGCAGCAACGCGGCCCCGAGCCGGGGAGAGCAGGCAAGGAGCCCCCCAGCUCAGGAGGUGCUGGGCUGUGCCUGCAUCGCUGUGUCCCGCUGGUUUUCAGUCUCCCAUUUCCCGUGAGCUUUCUUUUGCUACAAGAAAGGAACUCACAUUUAUAAAUGAGAGCGAUUUGUUUUGGCUAUGUCUAUAACUUUUUCUAAGUCAAUGAAGUAUCUUAAAGUGUGUUCCUGCAUGACAAUUUUAUAAAAAAUUUGUUAUUAUGAAUUUUUAUUUCCAAAUAUAAAUUCUUACUUAAAAUUACCAUCACA